AUGACUUUACCAUUACCUUUGCCUCCGUGUUCCAAUAGAGAUGGUGUAAAUAGUUGUGACCAUUUCGAUUACGCUAGUACAAUGGCGUCCACAUUGCUAGCUCCGGUUAAAACUGAAAGAGAUAUCCUUGAGCAUUCAAUGUACGAAGACGACCCAAACGCGAAUACUCAAUUACCGAAUGAAGUGGGAUCUGAGCCUCGAUGGGGACCAAGACAUCGAGGGGCACAAGAACUCGCUGAACUGUACAGUCCAGGAAAGAGAUUACAAGAAUUGGUAUGUGUGGUACUGUGUUGCACAUUAUGUGUGACAGCAGGGCUCUUAAUGGCUAAAUAUAUUCGUCCUGAUGGGUUUUUAUUGCUUGCGGCAAUUGCUGGUGUUCUAACAGCAGAUUUUCUAUCAGGAUUUGUACAUUGGGCUGCUGAUACAUGGGGUGCGGUAGACCUACCUUUAAUAGGCAAGAAUUUUUUACGCCCUUUUCGUGAACACCACAUUGAUCCAACUUCAAUAACAAGACAUGAUUUUAUUGAAACAAAUGGAGACAAUUUUGCAAUUACAAUACCAGUUUUAGCCAGAAUAGUAUGGCAGCUAGCGACAUAUGAUGUUAAUGAAAUUAACGAGAAAUUCCAUUGGAUAUCAUACUGGUAUUUGUGCUGUAUAUUUGUGGCAAUGACAAAUCAGAUCCACAAAUGGUCACACACUUAUUUUGGAUUACCAGCGUGGGUGGUGUGUUUGCAAGAGUGGCAUAUAGUGUUGCCACGUCGUCAUCACAGAAUCCACCACGUCGCGCCGCACGAGACUUACUUUUGCAUUACAACCGGUUGGUUGAAUUGGCCUCUUGAGAAAUUACACUUCUGGUACAUUCUUGAAAAUAUUAUCGAAGCUUUAACAGGCUGUAAGCCUAGAGCUGAUGAUAUGAAGUGGGCCCAAAAACGUUCCUAG
Molecule: messenger RNA, 939 nt
Organism: Pieris macdunnoughi
Lineage: Eukaryota; Metazoa; Arthropoda; Insecta; Lepidoptera; Pieridae
Source: the annotation of a GenBank genome assembly